UCUUCAACCACAAUCUUCACUUUAAAAAUGUCCCCACUGAGAUUAUAAAUUAUUGAACAACCCUAUUGAAGUCUAUCAGAAUUCAGAACCAAUCAAUCAACAUUAGAAACGAUGGCAUCAAGUGGAGAAGAGAAGAAGUAUACAACAAGCGAGCUCAUGGCGAGCGCGAAGGUGGUAGCAGAGGCAGCACAGACAGGUUUCGGGAAAGAAUCAGAGGCAGACAAAGCCAAAGCGGCACAGGCUGCAGGUGAUCUUCUAGAUGCAGUUGGUCAGUAUGCUAAAUUGGAUGAUAACAAGGGGGCAGGACAGUAUGUUGAUAAGGCUGCUGAUUAUCUGCAUCAGUAUCAGUCCACCAACACCAACACCACUGCUGCUCCACCAACUUCCAAGCCUGAUCAGCCCAAAAGUGAUGAUGUUGCACCCAAAUCUGAAGAAGCUGUCAAAUCCGAAGAUGGAGGAGGAUCUGGUGGAAUUGGUGGACUAGGUGGAGAUUUUGCUAAGGUUGCUGGAGGUUUCUUUAAGUGAAAAUUAUCUGAAUUGGCUUUAGUGUGUUAACUGUCUUGAUUAAUAAGGUUGUUUAUCUUAUCAUAUGAUUAAUAUAGAAAAGGAAAGUGUUGUGUGAUGAAGGAUGUAAUAUGUAAGGUAACAUAGUUAUGUUGUCCACUUUAUUAUUGCAUAUUUCAGCAAGUACAUAUGUGUUAUUCAA
Vicia villosa (hairy vetch) is the source of this 706-nucleotide messenger RNA. RefSeq names its product nodulin-related protein 2-like. The transcript has a single exon. The record is from RefSeq and is a predicted model, not a curated record. Bases 112 to 525 code for a protein of 137 amino acids. NCBI's taxonomy places the organism in Eukaryota, Viridiplantae, Streptophyta, Magnoliopsida, Fabales, Fabaceae. Gene Ontology annotation, biological process: regulation of abscisic acid biosynthetic process; response to heat.